This is a messenger RNA of Entamoeba invadens IP1, 1944 nucleotides long. RefSeq lists its product as hypothetical. Gene Ontology annotation, biological process: proteolysis; cell adhesion. NCBI's taxonomy places the organism in Eukaryota, Evosea, Mastigamoebida, Endamoebidae. Gene Ontology annotation, molecular function: metalloendopeptidase activity. Gene Ontology annotation, cellular component: cytoplasm; membrane. The coding region runs from base 1 to 1944 and encodes 647 amino acids. The record is from RefSeq and is a predicted model, not a curated record. The transcript has a single exon.
AUGUUGUUUUUCAUUCUAUACGCCACAGCAGUUUAUUCAUAUGACUGCAUUUAUUCUCAAAUUCAAGCACAAACAGAAGAGACGUUAUACACCUUGGAUGACACGUUAAAACAGCAAUUUAAAGCUGAAGGCGAAUGGACUCCUCUAAUUGUGAAGUUUGAUAUGGGAGCGUUAGAUGGAAUAUAUACAAGCAACCCAGCUGUAUGUUUAACAGAGGGUGGUGGAUGUUCGAAAGAGAAUGUUCUGACUACGGAAAAGAAGGACUACAUCAAAUCAAUGGUCGAGUCAGUACAAAACUAUUUGAACAAGUAUUUCCAGGUCCACCCCGGCACUAUCCAAAUCUUACAGGAUAACUACAAGAAGAGAGUUUCUUGUGGGGAAGUUUCUGAUAUUAAGGACCAAGUGGUCGACUCUGAUGUUGGAAUGAUUAUGUAUGUCACAUCGCACCCCGUCGAGUCACCCACUAUUUUAGCAUAUGCUGCAUCUUGUGGAUCUGCUGAUGAUUAUCUUGGUUUGAAUAAUGGUCGUAUGAAAAAGAGAAGUAUCUUUGGGUACACCAACAUCAACCCCGCUAACUUAGACACCACGCCGGGGAAGUUUAGAAUCAACGUGCACACAUUUUUACAUGAAACGUUACACGCACUCGGCUUCUCGUCGAGUACCGGAACACGCAAAGUAUCUAAAGGAAAAGGGGAAGAGACUGUCAGUGUUAUCGACACCCCAAAUGUCCUUCGAGUAGCUAAAGACUACUUUAACGACCAAACAAUUGAAUACGUCGAGUUUGAAGAUGGAGGAGGAAGUGGAACUGCUGGAGCUCAUUGGGAGAAGCGAGUCUUAUACAAUGAAAUCAUGACUGGAACGUCGUCGAUGUAUUCUUCGCUCUCCAACUUCACGCUUGCCUACUUUGAGGAUUUGGGGACUUUUAAACCAAAUUAUUCAGUUGCAGAGCCACUGACGUGGGGAAAAGGAAUGAAAAAGGACUUUUUUAAGUGCAGCAAUUGGCCGGAAAAGGCGCCGUAUUACGGGAAGAACCAGAACAGAGGAUGUACCCCAGACAGAGGUGCUGUUGGGAUAUGUGAUGCUACGACACACACAAGUCCUGGGUUGGAUCCGAUAUAUCAGAACUAUGGAGACCCUAAUAGAGGUGGAAUGGUAGAGUUGAUGGACUAUUGUAUUCACACUACUUUAGUGAGUGGAGGACAGUGUUAUGCUCAAGACAUGUUGAGUCUUGAGACAGUCUCAUCUUUGUCAUUCUUAGAUAGAGGAAGUUCAUUUGGGCAAGACGCUCGGUGCUUCACAACAUCAUUAAUGAAGUACUCAGUACCCAUUCCCGAUUUUUCGUGUUAUCGAGUGAAGUGUGUAGAGAGGGGGUAUAGAGUUCGUGUGAAUAAUAAUUGGAUGUUAUGUUCGGGAGAAGAAGAGUUGAGUGUCGCUGGAUAUGCUGGUAAAAUAACAUGUGUGAAUAAAGACGAAUUUUGUAAUGGGGAGGUCGAAGAGUGGCCCGACAUAUGGAAAUUGACACCUGCAAAAGUGAAGUCGGGGAAUGAAGUUAGUUUGAUAGGGAAAUACUUGAAGGAUGUGUAUAAAGUAUAUGUGUCAUCAACUGAACAAACAAUCAUAAGUACUACAGACCAAGAACUUGUAUUCAAAUUGGAAUUCACUGACGCUGUCGUCAAUAUCAUCGAGUUACUCCAAAACGGGUAUGUCACUGUAGAAGUUAAAGUUGUGAGUGGUGAAGAUGUGAAUGCAGUCUACCAAGGAUUCCAAGUCGAAAUGGAUUUGAAAGAAGUGGCUAAUAACUUUGGGCAAUGGUUAUACAAAAACAUUUUCUUUACUGUGGGAAUCGUCAUCAUCUUCCUCUUUAUCGUCAAUUUGUUUAUCUACAUUAUUGCAAAGCGCAUCGUUUAUAGAAGAGCGAAGCAAAUCGCGAGAAACUUGAUCUAA